AUUAUGCUGUUGCUCACGGCUUGGAAGCAGUUGUGUUAUUCAACUGUAAUGAUAAAAUUUUUAUUAAACGCUCUAUCAUUGUAUAAAAUUAUCAUCAAUAUAUAUGAUAAUUAAUUAUCACUUAUAAAUAUGUAUACGUGUGUAUUUAAUAUUCAACACAUUCUAUCGCUGAUAAGAAAAGUCGUAUAACAUCUUCCAAUAAGCAACGUAAACAUUUUUAACUUUUUUGCAAUAUUGAUGUACAACAAAGUAUAUUAAUAACUAAGUAACAUAUCAUAGGAGAUAGUAAUAUAAAUAUUAUUAUAAAUUAUUUUUAUUAAAAUGGCAUAUAGAACGACUUCGAAAUUGUUAAAUUUAUAUUCAUCACAAAUUAGAAAGUUCAGUGACAAAAUUAAAGAGCCAAAAUUUAUGGGUAUACAAAAUCAAUUUACAAAUUCUUUGAAAUUUAUAAAUAAAGAUAGUUAUGAGUCUAUUCCAAUUUACCGAGUGUUGGAUAAUGAUAAUAAUGUCUUAAAUCCUGAUGCUAAACUUGACAAUGAUACUCUAUUAAAAAUGUAUAAAAACAUGAUGAAAAUUUCAAUAAUGGAUAAAGUAUUGUAUGAAUCACAAAGACAGGGUAGAAUAUCAUUUUACAUGACAAAUUAUGGUGAAGAAGCAUUGCAAACUGGUUCUGCUGCUGCUUUAAAUAUUGAUGAUGUUAUUUAUGCACAAUACAGAGAAGCUGGUGUAUUAAUGUGGCGAGGCUAUGAAUAUUCUGAAUUUUUAAAUCAAUGUUAUGGUAACUUUGAUGACUUGGCAAAAGGCAAACAAAUGCCAAUUCAUUAUGGCUCAAAAAAACUUAAUUUUGUUACAAUAUCAUCACCAUUAACAACACAAAUGCCUCAAGCUGUUGGUGCAGCAUAUGCAUUAAAACGAGCUAAAAAAGAUGCAUGUACUGUUUGUUAUUUUGGUGAGGGUGCAGCAAGUGAAGGUGAUUUUCAUGCUGCUUUUAAUUUUGCAGCAACUCUAGAUUGUCCAAUUAUUUUUAUAUGUAGAAAUAAUGGAUAUGCUAUAUCAACACCAUCAACUGAACAACUACGUGGUGAUGGAAUUGCAGCAAGAGGACCAGCAUAUGGUAUAAAUACUGUUCGUGUUGAUGGCAAUGACAUUCUUGCAAUGCAUCAUGCAACAAAAAAUGCUCGUAAAUAUUGUAUAAGUCAUGGUAAACCAGUUUUAAUUGAAGCAAUGAGCUAUAGAGUUGGACAUCACAGCACAUCUGAUGAUAGUACAGCUUAUAGAUCAAAAGAUGAAAUUGAUUUAUGGUUAAAACAAUCACCAAUUAUUAAGCUACGUAGAUAUAUUGAAAGUCUUGAUAUUUGGAAUGAUAAUGAUGAACUUGAAUAUGAAAAAAUAACUAAAAAAAAUUUUAUGAAAGAUUUUUCUAAUGCUGAAAAUAAAUUAAAACCAAAUUGGAAAGAAUUAUUUACUGAUGUUUAUCAUAAUAUGCCAAAUCAUAUCAAAAAACAAAUGGAUUCUAUGGAUAAUCAUUUGAAGGAAUACAAAGAACACUAUCCACUCAAUGAAUUUAAAUCAACUUAAUUUAUUCAUCUUACUUGGUGAUUAUUUUUUUCAUGAUGUU
Messenger RNA from Aphidius gifuensis, 1618 nucleotides. RefSeq names its product 2-oxoisovalerate dehydrogenase subunit alpha, mitochondrial (gene BckdhA). Gene Ontology annotation, molecular function: oxidoreductase activity, acting on the aldehyde or oxo group of donors, disulfide as acceptor. The record is from RefSeq and is a predicted model, not a curated record. Gene Ontology annotation, biological process: branched-chain amino acid catabolic process. The transcript has 7 exons. NCBI's taxonomy places the organism in Eukaryota, Metazoa, Arthropoda, Insecta, Hymenoptera, Braconidae. The coding region runs from base 322 to 1578 and encodes 418 amino acids.